AGGAAAAGUUGGAGACCACAAAGACCGCCAUGAGAACAUUGGUAAAGGCACCAUUGGCAUAGAAGGCUUUCGCAGGAUCAUGAAUUGCAGUUACUUCAAUGAUGUGCCCCUUAUUCUGGAAACCCCUUGGACAAGUAAUGAAGGGUAUGCAAAGGAGAUCAAAAUUCUGGAAGGCUUAGUAAAGGCAUGAGCCAUAAAGUGGUUUGACUUUAUGUAACCUUUGGUAAUAAUGAAAAAUAUAUCCACGCUCAACAGUGGUUUGGCAUAUUCCCAUUCACCCAAGGAAUGCUCCAAAUAAUUUGCUCAGUUACAAAAAGUAUAAUGAGAUUGGAUAAAAUAUUACUUUUGUUUUAAUAGAAAAAAGUCCCUAUUUUUUUUUACAAUUUUGUGGAUUGAUUGUAGUAUAUUCCUAAAAUGUAAAAUUUUCACAAUAAAUUCUUAGAACAAGAAACUUUUCUA
Messenger RNA from Penaeus vannamei (Pacific white shrimp), 459 nucleotides. The record is from RefSeq and is a predicted model, not a curated record. Lineage: Eukaryota; Metazoa; Arthropoda; Malacostraca; Decapoda; Penaeidae.